AUGGACGCUGAUAAUACUGUUGUGUAUAUAAAGGUGACUGGGAGGAAUAGGGAAGGUUUUGUAGAGCCUCCAAAAUUUUACUGGGACCUGGAGAAGGACCAGAAACUAUGGUCAAAGAUAUCGCAUUUUGGGAACAAGAAGAAAAGCAUUGACUGGACUAAGCUGAGUCGCGAAUUUGAAACUCCUGAGUAUUUCUUGAGAAAACGGAGCUACAGGCUCUUUGCAAAGCAUUUGCGGAUCCUGGAGCGUGAAAUUGAAACUAAGACGCGUGGUUUGGUGUUGGAACAAGACACAGGCGACAACGCAGAUCAAAACGACAUGGGAGACAGUGGGAGCGAUGUGAGUGACGACGAGAAACAGGCGGAGAGAGAUUCUGUGGCCCCGGAAGGGGUGAAAAACCUGCGGUGGUCUAAGAUUUUGAAUCAAAGGGUGCCUGGCGAUCCAAAGGCUACAGAUUCUUCACUAAGUGAGCUGUCGAAUUUGAGCGUCAGCAAGUCAGCGCUGGAAGAAGCACUUUUGGAGAGGCUGCAGCUAUAG
Messenger RNA from Lachancea meyersii CBS 8951, 537 nucleotides. NCBI's taxonomy places the organism in Eukaryota, Fungi, Ascomycota, Saccharomycetes, Saccharomycetales, Saccharomycetaceae. The record is from the annotation of a GenBank genome assembly.